CGAAGACGGCUUUCCGUGCCUGUGCCUGGGCCAGAGGGAGAAACACUGCUCUAGUGUAGCUGUUUAUCUGCAUGAAUAAAUGCAGUACUGCAGACUCCACUGCUCUAUGUGCAUACAAUCACCAUGAGCCAGAUCUUAACCGCCAACCAAGCAGCGGAGCUGCACAAGUCAAUACUUGCCUACCUUUCGUCGAUAAAUGCUUCUCAGAGCUCUACAACUUUACGUGAGGAGCUUCAAAUUGGGGAUGCUUUUGAUGAGGCUACAUGCAAGAAGUAUGAGGGGCUAUUGGAGAAGAAAUGGACAGGAAUCGCUCGACUUCAACGCAAGAUAUUAGAUCUAGAAGCUAGAAUUGCUAGUCUCCAAGCCGAGCUUGAUUCGGCCCCAUCCACGUCGCGUUCAAAACAGGCCCAUAAUCCUGAAAACUGGCUUCCUAGACCAUCCCCAACAUAUACAUUUAAGUCACAUAGAGAUGCUAUUCGAUGUAUAGCAUUCCAUCCAAUAUUUACAUCCCUCGCCUCCGGUUCAGACGACUGCACAAUUAAGAUAUGGGAUUGGGAACUUGGCGAGUUGGAACGAACCCUAAAAGGCCAUGUAAGAGCGGUCUCAGGACUGGAUUUUGGUGGCCAAGAGGGUCAUACGCUACUAGCAUCCUGUUCGGGCGAUCUUACAAUCAAGAUUUGGGAUCCAAGCAAAGAUUAUACAAAUGUUCGAACUCUUUAUGGCCAUGAUCACUCUGUCUCGGCAGUACACUUUCUAACAUCUACAAAUAAUCUCCUUGUCUCCGCUAGUCGAGAUGCAUCUCUGCGGAUUUGGGAUGUUUCAACAGGAUACUGUGUGAAAGUGAUCAGGAACAACGCUUGGAUUCAAGAUAUAUCACCUUCAUUUGAUGGUAAAUGGCUGGUGUCGGGCGGCCGUGACCAAGCAGUAACGGUUUGGGAUUCCUUAACUGCUGAACCCAAGGCUACAUUAUUAGGCCAUGAACAUGAUAUUGAGUGCUGUAUAUUUGCACCUCCAGCAAGCUAUAAAUAUUUAGCUACUCUUGCUGGGCGCAAGGUACCACCUCCUGCGGAUAGCUCGUCCGAAUUCAUCGCUACCGGAGCUAGGGACAAAACCAUCAAGCUAUGGGAAUCCCGUGGAAGACUGAUUAAGACUCUUACUGGUCAUGAUAACUGGGUACGAGGUCUGGUAUUUCACCCCAGCGGGAAGUAUCUCAUCAGUGUUGCGGACGACAAAACAAUGCGUUGCUGGGAUCUCUCCCAAGAAGCAAGAUUGGUCAAGAUAAUUGAUGACGCUCACGGGAAUUUUAUUACCUGCAUUCGCUGGGCGCCCCUUGCGAAGCCCGAUGCAGUUGUCGAGACUUCCAACCCGACGAACGGGGUGCCCAACUUUCAAUGUGCCAUUGCAACAGGGAGCGCAGAUUCAUGUGUUCGGGUCUUUAAAUAGGUGUCAGGAAUUUGAACUUGGUUGAAAAUGAUUGAGUACCCUGGCGGCACUACAAUCAAAUGUCCCUAUUCUAUUCUCCUGUCUAACAAACCUCCUAAUGCCAUGUGGCUUCAGGUUUUUCUAGGCGCCCUCUUGUAUGUACAUUUAUGAUUUAGAAACCUGCUAAUAUGCGGUGACACUAUUAGCUCUUGAUUACCUUGGGCCGGGCGUGCCUUUAGGGGUUCUCACUUGAGCUGUAAUAAUGAAUAUAUCCUUUGUGGCUCCUGCAAAUGAGCCGUGAAAAAAG
Molecule: messenger RNA, 1729 nt
Organism: Aspergillus ochraceoroseus IBT 24754
Lineage: Eukaryota; Fungi; Ascomycota; Eurotiomycetes; Eurotiales; Aspergillaceae
Product: WD40 repeat domain-containing protein
Exons: 3
Coding region: 124-1443 (439 amino acids)
Molecular function (GO): protein binding
Source: RefSeq, a predicted model, not a curated record